Gadus chalcogrammus (walleye pollock) is the source of this 6764-nucleotide messenger RNA. RefSeq names its product stereocilin 1 (gene strc1). The transcript is spliced from 28 exons. Lineage: Eukaryota; Metazoa; Chordata; Actinopteri; Gadiformes; Gadidae. Gene Ontology annotation, biological process: cell-matrix adhesion. The record is from RefSeq and is a predicted model, not a curated record. Gene Ontology annotation, cellular component: kinocilium; stereocilium tip; cell surface. The coding region runs from base 711 to 6764 and encodes 2017 amino acids.
CUGGGAAGACGGAUUUAUAUAUUUAUUUUAUAAAUGUCACUCUUUGUAACAUCGUCGUUGUUCCGUGGUAACAACAUGUAGCGGGUCUUUGAUUAUGCCUCCCCGGACGAACUAAUGAGUGCAACAACCUGUAACUACCUUGCAAUUAUUGGUUAUUAUCGUAAGGUUUUCCGCACCACCAGAUGUCGGGGAAUCUUAUGUUGUCUUGAGUGACCGGACUCCGGUUUCAGACAAAGAGCCGUGAGAGGAGCUAAUCAACACGGAUCAUGAAUAUUUCAUCACUAAUGGCCAAACUUUUUUUAUUUUUUCCCCCCAGGCGAAAUCCGUUCCGCGUUUCGCACCUCGUCCGACGCUUUCUGGCCUUAAUUACGAGGCUUUAGAGCACCAGGUGUAGCAUUGCACUCAGACAUGUGAGUGGUUUCCAAAACAGUUAGUAGGCCAGGUCAGUCCAUCCCAGAUCCCCGUCUUAACUGGUCUUCUUCUUGAGCAUCCCUUGAGAUAAGAAAAGGACGAAACACCUUGGCGUGCUCGAUUGGACAAUAUUCUGAACAAAAGUAGCCCAAAGGAGACUUGUUUCAUAACCAAGAUGAAGUUGGUCAUUUUAAAAUGUUCCCCUUUGCGUGAAAUUAGUGUUUUCUAACUUGACGGAAUAGGAAAAGACGAUAUCGCUAUUUUUUUUAUCUGGACAUUUUGAGGCGAACGUCGGGAAAAUGUGGUCAACGCCUACCAUUUGUAUUGUGUGCAUCCUCUUUGGAACAGUCUGCGAUGUUAAAGAGUGCUCCCAAAUCCCACCGCCGCACAGCGGCGCUGAGUUACAGGAGGAGAUCCGGAGCGUUAUAGAACAAAUUCAAUCACUGACCAGAGUAGUAACUGAUUAUAAAACACUAAAAGGCAGCAGCAACUCAAGGUCAGGGCAUAUCCAAGGCGAUGCUUCGUCCCGAUCCGGAGGAGACCCAUCCCGGUUGGAGGGUGUCCACUUAAACUCCUAUUAUAGCGUCUUAGUUAACCUAUAUUCGGUAUACAUGCCGUUAAUGAGCGAGCGAUUCGUCAAUAACCUUCCCGAAACACUCGUGUGUAUCCUGUCCGGGACACAAGAAUGUGGCCUGGAAGCAGAGUUAACGAGGGUGGUCGUUCUAGAACUCGCUAAUCCGUUGCUGGCGCUUUUGUCGUUCAUGAGGUCGGAGGGAUGUACCCCUAAGGACACGGGUGCGGGCAGCUUAUUCAGGUCCUACUUGAGGAUGGACGAGGUGAGCACGGCGGAACUCACCGCCUUCCAGGAAAUGCUUGUAUUGGCAAUGUCACAGGUACCCCAGUCUGGGAGUCUGAUGUCGACUAUAAGUCGGCUUUUGGACAUGGUUGUGACGUAUUUCUCAACGAAGAUGGGGACUCUUAUCCAAGUCCCCAUUGAUUACGUGAACAUUGGUUUACAGUUUGGAAUUACAGUUCCUUCGCUUAAUCAAACCGAGCAAUGCCAGCAAGGGAAUCUGAAGCAGCUUAUAAUGUGGGGAAUGAAACACAACGUCAGCUGGUCCUUCGGCCCCUCCAUACUGGACAUCUUCCUGGGCUCAGAAUCCUCUCUGUGCAACGACCCCGGUUCAGAAUGCCCCAAUCCUGCCGGCCACUACAGCCGCCCUGCCUCCCAAACCGCCACCAAUGACGACGAUGAAGACUCCAUGUUCAGCUGCGACCGCCACAACCUCACUGUCUUCAACGAGACCCUGUGCGCCCACGUCCUUGCCGCUCCGCCGGAGGACCCCCCCACCUCGCUGGGGGUGUUCUGCCGCGCGCUCAGCCAGCUCAGCCCCGCGCAGCUGGAGCACGUCUGGGGUAACACGUGUCACGCCAUCCAGGCGCUGAUGUCGCCCGUCCUCACCCGGGCGCCCGCUUGUGACACCGGAGGCUACACGCCGCCACCGCCGCCGCCUGUCCUGCCCCUCCCCCCGUCGCAGGCCCGCCGCGCCAGGGCGUCGCCCAACCUCCGAAACCUGGUCUGUGACUAUGACUCCUGGUUUCAGGGUGAGGCGGUGGACGCCGGGGUGGUGAGCUUGUGCUCCGAUAACGACCGCGCCCUGUUCGUGGAGCAGGUGUGUGACAGCCCGCUGCGCAUGAUGCAGCUGCUGUCGGACCCCAACAACCACUGGAUGUUGGACUUUUGUGGUAACCUGACGUCGAACCCAGGAAUGCUGCUGAGCCUCUUCUGUGCCUACGAGGGCUGGAUGAACCAGCCGGAGGUGCCCUCUGCCAUGGUGGCCUUCUGCUGGAGCAUGGACGGCGGCAGGCUGAAGGAUCUGGUCUGCAAGGACCUCGGCCUCUUCAACUUCUUGUUCAUCAACCCGGACAACGUGGCUCUGAUCCCCAACUGCACGCACCUCGCCCUGCAGUCGCCGACGGAAGGGACCCUGGACGAGUUGGUGGCGGACUCCUGCCGCUACUCCGAGUGGCACGAUGUCAUGCAGAUCCCCAUGAACGUCAUGUCCCUCUGCACCCGCAACGACGCCGCGCGAUUCGCCGCCGAGGUGUGCGCCAACGCCACCUUCUUUAGCGCUCUGCUGCAGAACCAGGUGUACGCCAGUUGGCUGGAGGUGUUCUGUGCCAACGUGUCUCAGGUAGUCCCGCAGACCACGCCGCCAUCCAGGGUCAUCUACUGGUGCGACUACGGGAACUGGGGCGACCGGCAUGUGGACCCCUCGGUGGUGGGGCUGUGUUGGCAACACGAUAAGGACAACUUCACCACGAAGGUGUGCUGCAACUCCACGCUGUUCGACCAGCUGGCGGCGGAGACCCAGAACAAAUGGCUGCUGACGGCGUGCGGGGACAGAGACGUGGCGGAGAUGAUACCACAGGUUUGCAGAUACUCGGAGUGGACCCGGCCCAUCAUCGUGGACAUGACCGAUCUGGCGCGCUGUGCUGAGCUGGACCCCUUCAACUUCACCACCAGGGUGUGCGCCGAUGGCGUUGUGCUGAAGCACCUCCUGGCCAACCCGGACAACAUUUGGCUGCUGCAGCACUGCAUUAACGGGUCCCAACCCGGGGAGCCGCUGGGCUUCAACCUCUUCGAGCAGUGCCAGUACGCCAGCUGGGGCCUGUCGCUCCCGGACCAGGACCUCAUGGCUCUGUGCUGGAAAUACGACCAGGUGAACUUCGCUAGGUCAGUCUGCCUAGACGUCAACCUUCUGGCCUGGCUCGCCCAGGACACUUCCACCAUGUGGGUGAGCCAACUGUGCCACAGCUUCAGCCACCACGGUGCAAACGACAGCGGCCCCGGGGAGGAGAGCCAGCCCUGCCUGGCCCGAGAGCUGGUGAUGAGGUUUAACUGGUCCUGCUCGGCCGACCUGGCUCCGGUGUGCAGGCCCGGGGCGAGCGUCACAGCCUCGCUGCAGGCGGUGCUGCGCUGCUGGGUGGAGAGCCUGACCCAGCGGAUGCAGGGUCUGUCGGUGCUGAACAAGGCGGCCAGCAUGAGCGUGGUGAUGCUGGUGGCGCUGGAGGAGAGGCAGCUGACGUCGCUGCGCGUCACGGACCAUAUCCGGCGGAGCGUGCUGAACUCCACCGCCCUCUACCUGGAGAGAGAGACCAACUUCGAGAACAAGAGGGUCCUCCUGCAGUGCUUUGGGAAAGAACUCACCAGCCUGAUGGAGUCGCGCACCAUACUGGACCCAGAGGUCUUCCUCAUCCAGGAGUAUUUCCGGAUCCCUCUGGAGAGUCUGCGUGCUGUGCUGAGUGGGGUGGACAACACCACGGCCCGGGAGAUCCUCGAGCACUACAGUCGGCAUAAGAACUCACUGCAGCUGACGGAUGUCUAUUUAUCGGCCAUGGUGUCUGUGUUCAUCCCCGUCCACCUGUGGAAGGACAGCAGGCUGUUCACAGAGCUGGCUCCUCUUCUACCCUGGGCCUCCCUGGCCGACAUCAAUGCUCUACCCCCACUGCAGUCCAACGCCUUUGUCCGGGGUGCGAUCAACGACAACCUGGCACUCAUGCGCCUGGCCCUGCGCCAGGCGUUUGGCCAGUGGUUCAGCCGGGCCAUGGCGCCGCUCAACAUGACCAGUGGCGCACGCUCUCUCAUCAGGGACACCGGGAACCUGAUCGUCUACCUGCCCUUCCAAAGCUUCCAACACCUCUCCCCUGCUCAGCUGCUGGACGGGCUGGAGGUGCUGCGGAGAAACACGCUCAGCACCCUGCAGCAGAACUUCAUAGCUCAGAGCAUCAUCGGUGCCUACAAGAACCUCUCCAUACAGGACUUCAACAGGCUGGGGAACCUGACCUGCCUGGUAGAGCCUUCAGAGCUGCUGCUCUACAGGAACUCUGAGGUUUUCCCCGUCAUCCAGAGACUCAUCUCCAACUGCGCCCAAUACAGGCUGAAUUUGCCCAGUGACAUGCUGGUCCCGUUCCUGCCCUGGCUAGGUGUGGACUUCUUGCAGGAGCUUAGCCAAUCACAGCUGCUGCCUCACUUCUCUGAAUUGGCCACUGUGUCAUUCACCCCUACACAGACGGCCCCGGCGGGUCUUCAGGCGCUGGGCACGCUGGUGGUGGGGCUGAAGGUGGAGACGGUGCGGGCCCUCCCAGCCGACACGCUGCUCUCCUCCCUGCCUGGCAUGGCCCAGAACAAGGCAGAGCUCAGACCACCCCUGGCCAACGCCAUCUCAACCAAACUCUGGGGCUAUCCUGAUGUGGUGAACCGGCUGCUGAAUGUUGCCCCUCUCCUGUCCAUCACUCCUCUGCUCAGCGUGCUUCCCCACACAACUCUACUCAUAGCAAACAGCACAUACACCACCACACAGCCCUGGAACACACAGCAGGCCAAGGCAUUAUUCAGAAAAGUGAUGGAAUCCCAGCCAAACCUCACCAAAGAACGCUUCCUGAGCAUUGGGACGGUGGGUCAAGGUGUGAGCUGCCCGGUGCUCCAGAGACUCAUCGCGGGGUCAUCCAUUUCCCUGCUGAGAGAUAUCCUUCACUUCCUGCAAGAGCAGCCCACUCUCCUUCACACGUCACUGAAAAACUGUCUGAUAAAUGAGCUGUACCGUUUUGAGUUCUUCUCUGAGCUUCUAGUGGACAUGGGAGCAGAAAUUGCUUUGGCCCUGCCGGUGAGCACAGUCAGGAUGUUCCCUGCAGACAUGAUGGACAUUCUGAGGACCAUGAUUAUCCAGGACCCCAGGUCCUUCCUCCAGCUGCCCAGGGUCAAGCAGGAGCUGCUGGUUGACAAGCUGACCCAGAGACUGGGCAUGUACACGGGGGAGUACACAGAGAAGGAGUUCCACUCUCUGGGUGUCAUGGCCACGUUUGUGGUGGACGAGGUGUUUGUGCAGCUGAGGCGCAGCGUCUUCCUGAACAACCUGGAGCUUCUGCAGGGAUUCUGCUACAGCGCCACCAAGAGGUUGCAGGUGGCAGCCAUGUUGCAGGAGCCAGCGGUCUUCGGCCCAGUUGGAACCUGGACCGCGGUCAACAUUAGCCUGGCGGGGCGAUUUCUCUUCUUCCUGUCCAAAGACACGCUGCAGAAGAUUUCCCCGUCCCUGCUGAGCCUGAGCCACGUGGAGAGGUUGUUCCUUGAGCAGUCCCAGUGGGAGGCCAGCGAGGUGGGGCUCCACUGUGUGAAGAACACCCCCCAGCUUGAGAGGCAGGCCUGGUUCAGCAAGGAGGAGUUUGUCCUCCAGUACUUCCUCGGGUUCCUUCGGGGAGCAAUAAACACUGUCCAGUCUACCGUGGUGACGCCCGGCUGUGAGAUUCUACACAGCCUGGCUCCGUCUCUGUGGCCCCCCAACAGCCUGACAUCCAUGACCGACGAGGACUUCUCCAACUGCCUGGAGCUCAUUGGACAGGACCCCUUCCUCCAGCAAUAUCAACGUUCUCCACUGCUGCAGAGGGCCAAGCAGGUGCACGGCCCUGUGUCCUCCCUGCCCUCCAUAGUGGUCCCCCAGCUGGGAGGUCUGGCCGUUGCCCUCUCCAGGGCGGAGCUGGCCUCUCUUCGCCUCUCAGAGAUCAGCAGCAUCUCAGCCAUGGGCGCCGUCAGCACUUGGGAACGCACACAGCUGCCUGUGCUUUUCCAAAAUGUGGUGAAAGACAUCCUACUGAGUCCUAACCAGCUGGAUUCCAGCACUCUGGUAGCGAUGGGCCACAUUGUUUGUGGAGCAAAUGCCGCUGAAAUACAAACUUUCAAUGCCACAGAGUUCAGUAAGGCUGUGCUGUGGUUGGGCCAGUUGAGGCUCGCCUGCUCUGAGGAGCAGUUUGGUGCGAUGGUUACGCUUCUGAGUAAUAGACUUGCCUUCGGCAUCACCAGUUCCUGGGGGCAAGAAGUGUUCAUAGAGAUAGGCGUUGUGGCAGUUGGACUUCCUGAUAUGUCCAUGUCGGCGCUCGUGAAGGAGCAGCUCGAAGGCAUCACACCCCAGGCUAUUUCACUCAUUCCCCCAGAUAAGUUUGCUGUGGUGUUCAGCCCUCCCAAGAUCGGUCAUUUCACCUACGAGCAGGCAGUUGCGGUGACGACGAGGCAGCGUGAGGCGCUGUCUGACGCUCAACUGAAUGCCCUGGCCAUAGUCCUUACGCCCUGGGAUGACCGGCUUCCGAACCCCCGACAGGAAGGGUCAUUUGGGGGGACAGUCAGUCCCACUCAUCUGUGUCUCCUGCUGGGACUGCUGAUCUGGCUGCUCUUCUCUGCCCCCCCCGACCUUGAUCGCCCUGCACCCAGGGCUACCGUUCUCACCUUACCACCGGUCCCACCCUACCUACCAAUACCCGACCCAAACAGCACUUCACACUUUCAGUAUUCUAAUGCAUAA